AUGGAGGAAUCAGUACGAGAAGUCCUUUUCGAGACUCGUAAUCACGCUUCCAGACCUUACUCCUCCGAUUAUCCCCCUCAACAGCAGCUGAACAAAGGUGGCAGUGGGAGUUUACUUUCAUAUCUUCCAAUUCAAGGCAUUACUCAACUUAAAGAGAAAUGGAGUGAAUAUAGGCAGCCGAGAAGAUUAAGACGAUUAGUAUCCUUGUUCGUCACCGCAAGAGGUGACCAUGUUGCUGUAGCUUCUGGAAAUCAAAUAACAAUUUUGCAGAAGGAUAAUGACUACCAGGAGCCAGUUGGAAUGUUCAACAGUGGGAAUACUGGCAUUUUCACAUGUGGAACUUGGUCAGAAGCUCAUGAGGUCCUUGGAGUUGCUGAUGAUACUAAUACACUCUAUUUCAUGAAAGCUAAUGGGGAAGAAAUAACCAGAGUUACAAAGAGACAUUUAAAUGCCUCUUUACCAAUUGUAGGCUUGGUUGUGCUGGACGACACUUAUAUGAAGAAAUCUUGCUUGUGCACAUUCAGUGUCCUAAUAUCAGAUGGUUGGAUGCAUGAUAUAGAGAUCAGCAAGGAUCCAAGUGCCUCCAUUUUGUCAGCUCACAGUUUGAGUUCAAAGCAGUUCCCUCAGAAUGUUUUCUGCUUGGAUUAUCAUCCUAACCUUUCUUUGUUUGCUCUAAUCAGUAGUGCUGGAGAUAUCCAAUCGACAUCUAAUGGGAGCACUGGAUCUUGUUCUGUUUCUCUUUGGCGAAGAAACAGGAACUUAGGUAUGGAGCCAGAUACCUUUACUCAAUUUGAAGGUUUAUAUUCCAUAUCAACUGCUUAUCUUGGUCAAUUGACAUCUCCAAAGGUGCUACUCUCACCACAAGGAAAUUUUAUUGCUACUCUGGAUAUGCGAGGACACUUCUUUAUGUUUAAAUAUGAUGAAGAGAAGCAUUCUCUUUCAAAAUUAUCCUUUGGCAAGAGCUAUAACACGGAGGUUGUAAUUGAGAUGUCAAGUAGUGGCACAGAAUUCAUAAACGAUAUAGUUGAUUUUACUUGGUGGUCUGAUAACGUCCUUACUGUUGCAAAAAGAAAUGGCACCAUCACCAUGAUUGGAAUUCUUACUCGUGUCAAAUUGCCAGAGAAUGAUCCUGUAUAUUCAAUGCCCCUUUUAGAGAGAUCACGACAGUGUCCGGGGCAUCUUUUUCUUUUAGAGAAUACUUCAUCUGAGGAGAGAAAUGAAAUAUCUGAACACAAGGGCGCUAGUCCUGUUGAACAGGUCACAAUAGAUAAAUCUAACCGGUUCGAUUUUUCCCGACUGCGAUGGAGCUUAGUAUCAUUUUCUGAAAUAUCUGUUCCUGCAAAGUAUGAUAAAUUAAUUACUGAUCAAAAGUAUCAGGCAGCUCUUGACUUUGCUGAUCGACAUAAUUUAGACAAAGAUGAAGUGUUGAAAUCUAAAUGGUUGUCUUCUGGCCAAGGAGUAAAUGAGAUAAAGACAUUACUGCCCACCAUCAAGGACCAAGCUUUCUUACUUUCUGAGUGUUUGGAAAGAGUAGGACCAACGGAAGAUGCACUGAAGGCUUUACUUACAUUUGGACUCCGCCUAACAGAUUCUUACAGGUUUUCGGAGUCUGAGGAUGAUGAAUCUGGCCAGAUUUGGGAUUUUCGGAUGGCAAGGCUGAAGUUGUUGCAGUUCAGAGACAGGCUGGAGACAUUUCUUGGGAUAAACAUGGGCAGGUUCUCUGUGCAGGAGUAUAAGAAAUUCCGGAAUGUUCCGGUUAGGGAAGCUGCUUUAGCACUUGCAGGGGAUGGAAAGAUUGGGGCCUUGAAUCUCCUAUUUAAACGUCAUCCUUAUUCUUUGAUUCCUUCGAUGUUGGAAGUUUUAGCUUCUAUCCCUGAGACCAUUCCAGUUCAAACUUAUGGGCAGAUGCUUCCCGGAACUUCUGCUCCUUCCAGUAUUUUUCUUCGGGACGAAGAUUGGGUUGAAUGUGAUAAGAUGGCAAUGUUUAUCCAAAAACUCCCUAAGAAUCACGAGAGCUGGAUCCAGAUAAGAACUGAACCCAUUAUGCUGAAAUGCAUGGAAUUUCAAUGGCCAUCCACUUCUGAACUGUCUUCUUGGUACAAGGGAAGAGCUAGAGAUAUUGAUACCUUAAGUGGUCAGCUAGACAAUUCCUUGUGCUUGGUUGAUUUUGCAUGUCGUAAGGGAAUUUGUGAUUUACAUCCGUUCCUUGAGGAUGUCUCUUACUUGCACCAGCUUAUUUAUUCAGACGACAGUGUAGAUGAAAUUAACUUUUCUAUGAGCCUUGCUGCCUGGGAACAACUUCCUGAUUAUGAAAAGUUCAAAUUGAUGCUAUUGGGCGUGAAGGAGAAUAAUGUAAUUGCAAGAUUACACAAAAAGGCAAUUCCAUUUAUGCAAAGGAGGUUUCCCUCAGCUACCACAAUUCCUGGUGACAAAGUUAAUUUUGAUCAUUCUACACCAGAUAAGAUGACUUGUUCAUUUCUGGUUAGAUGGCUGAAAGAGAUUGCUGAGAAUAAAUUAGACACGUGCUUAAUGAUUAUUGAAGAAGGGUGCAGGGACAUUGAAAACAAUCUCUUUUUUAAGGAUGAAGCUGAAGCAGUGGACUGUGCUAUCCAGUGUGUAUAUUUGUGUUCUGCUGUAGAUAGGUGGGAUACCAUGUCUGCCAUUUUGUCUAAACUUCCACACAUACAAGAUGAAGCUGAGGAUCUCAAGCAAAGACUCAAACUUGCAGAAGGCCAUGUUGAAGCAGGAAGAUUUUUGGCUUAUUAUCAGGUCCCAAAGCCCAUAAGUUUCUUCCUGGAUGCCCAUUCAGAUGUAAAGGGUGUAAAACAGAUAAUCCGUCUUCUACUUUCCAAAUUUAUCCGUCGGCAGUCAAGUCAAUCAGAUAAUGACUGGGCAAGCACAUGGCAUGAUUUGGAGUCUCUGCAAGAAAAGGCAUUUCCAUUUCUAGAUCUGGAGUACAUACUGACAGAGUUCUGCAGGGCAUUGCUUAAAGCAGGGAAAUUUUCACUAGCAAGGAAUUAUUUGAAAGGUUCCAGUACUGUAGCUUUGACACCAGAUAAGGCCGAAAGUCUUGUCAUUCAAGCUGCACGAGAGUACUUUUUCUCAGCACCAAGUCUUACUUGCCCAGAGAUAUGGAAGGCUAAGGAGUGUCUAAAUAUUUUUCCAAGCAGCAGAAAUGUCAGAGCAGAGGCUGAUAUUGUUGAUGCUCUCACAGUUAGACUUCCAAAUCUUGGGGUGAACCUUCUACCAAUGGCAUUUAAGCAAAUUAAAGAUCCUAUGGAAAUCAUUAAGUUGGCAAUUUCGAGUCAAAGUGGCGCUUAUCUAAAUAUUGACGAACUUGUUGAAAUUGCAAAACUUCUUGGAUUAAGCGCACAGGAAGACAUAUCAGCUGUACAGGAAGCUAUUGCGAGGGAAGCAGCAAUUGCUGGAGAUGUGCAACUGGCUUUUGAUCUCUGUCUCGUGUUGGCCAAAAAGGGUCAUGGUUCUGCUUGGGACUUAUGUGCUGCAUUAGCCAGAAGUCAUGCCCUUGAGAGCAUUGACUUAAAAUCUCAAAAGCUGCUUUUAGGUUUUGCUUUGAGCCAUUGUGAUGAAGAGUCAAUCAGUGAGUUGCUAAAUGAAUGGAAAGAUCUAGACAUGCAGGAUCAAUGUGAAACCUUGGUUAUGUUGACAGGAAGAGAGCCUUCAAAUUUCUCAUCACAGGGUUCCUCAAUCUCAGGAGAUUUAUGUGGAAAGGUUGACGUCUGUUUUGACGAUCAGAUAUCACAACUUAAUGACAUGGAGAGUUUACUUUCUCUGGUUGCUAAAAAUUUGUCACCGGAAAAUGGAUAUGAUUGGAAAUCCCUUCUUAGAGAAGAUGGAAAACUGGUAUCUUUUGCUCAUUUGCAGCUCCCAUGGUUGCUCGAAUUGAGUCGAGAUACAGAAUUUGGCAAAAAACUUACUUCCUGCUCAGUUUUCAGUAUACAGCAUGUUAAUGUAAGAACGCAAGCGGUGAUGACUAUUUUAUCAUGGUUGGCACGGAAUGGUUAUAUCCCAAGAGAUGAUUUGAUUGCCUCCCUGGCUAAGUCAAUUAUGGAACCACCUGUUUCUGAAGAGGAAGAUAUCAUGGGAUGUUCUUUUCUGUUAAAUCUUGUCGAUGCCUUUCAUGGAGUGGAAAUUAUUGAAGAACAACUGAGAACUAGGAAAAACUACGAUGAAUUUUCCAGCAUCAUGAAUGUGGGGAUGAUAUAUAGUUUGUUACACAACUAUGGCAUUGAAUGCAAAAACCCUGCUGAAAGGAGAGAGCUGCUGCUGAGUAAAGUCCGAGAGAAACACAAAUCACUUGGUGCAGAUGAGCGCAAUAAAGUUCACGAAGCACAGUCUUCAUUUUGGAAAGAAUGGAAAGUCAAAUUGGAAGAACAGAAGCAUGUAGCAGAUAAAUCAAGGGUAUUGGAGCAAAUAAUUCCUGGUGUUGAAACUUCACGCGUUUUGUCUGGCGAUAUGGAGUAUAUGAAUAGUAUUGUUUUUUCCCUUAUUGAUUCAGUAAAACUAGAGAAAAAGCAAGUCAUAAAGGAUGUUCUGGAAUUAGCUCGCACUUAUGGCCUGGAUCACACCAAGGUUCUCCUGUAUUACCUUAAUGCUAUACUUGUUUCCGAGGUUUGGACCAUUGAUGAUGUCAUCGCUGAAGUUUCAGGCUUUAAAAGUGAUAUACUUGCCUGUGCUGUUGAAGCAAUAAAAACCAGUGUGUUGUCCAUUUACCCUGCAAUCAAUGGGCAUGACAAGCGAAAGCUUGCUUUUAUUUAUGGCCUACUUUCUGACUGCUACAUUCAGCUUGAAGAGUCAAAAGAAUUGCCACCUAUAGUUGACAAAGAUGCACUGAAUACAAAUGCUCUUGGGUUAGCUAGUUUCUACAAGGUUGUUGAGCAAGAAUGCAACAGGGUCUCCUUCGUUGAAGGUCUGGACUUCAAAAACAUUGCCAGUUUACAAGAUUUGAACUUGGAUUGCUUCAAUGAUGAAGUUUGUGCUCAAAUUGACGAAAAUAAUGUGGAAGCAUUGGCAAGUAUGGUCGAGAACCUUGUCGGUUUCUAUGGUGAUACAGUGCCUGAGGGUCUUUUAUCAGGGAAGUCUGUUUAUAGACAUCAUGUAUUGAACUUGUCGACGGCUUUGGAAAAUAAAGCUGAAAGAGAAACUCAUAUUGAAAGCUCUGAAGAUCUCCGCUUCUUUUUGAAUGAGCUUGAGCAAACCUAUGAUAUUUGUAGAAAGUAUCUCAGAUAUAUUGAAUAUCCCGAUGUUUUGGACAUCAUGAAGCGAUUUUUCAGUGUAAUCCUACCCAUGCAUAAAUCCCGCCAGAAAUUUGGUGACUCAACUGAGCAAGAGUGCCUCAUUAUGCUUCUAAAUUUCUGGCUCGGACUGAUGAAUGAUAUGGAGGACUUUGCAUCACUGGAUAUUCCAGAUGGAAGUUGGUGUUCUAAAUGUUCUAUGACAUCUUUUAAAGUCUUCUCGUGUUUGCUUAGUAAGGGAAAAGUAUCAUCAAUUCAGGGUUGGGACACUAUUAUUAGCUAUGUGAGCUAUGGUCUUAGAGGUGGUGUUGAUGUUGAAACUUUAAAUUUCUGCCGAGCAAUGAUUAUCUCAGGUUGUGGAUUUGAAGCUGUAUCUCACAUAUUUUCUGAACUAGCGGCACAGUUCCAACCCGUUAAUUUCCAUGAUCUUCCUAGCCUCUAUUUAACUAUUCUGGAAACUGUCUUACAGGAAUUGGCUUGUGGGCAACUCAAUCACCAGAAUCUACAUUUUCUUUUAUCGUCCUUGAGUAAAUUGGAGGGUGAUUUGGAGGAUCUGCAUAAAGUAAGGUGUGCAGUUUGGAAUAGAAUGGUCAUAUUCUCUGAUAACUUGCAACUGCCUAGCCACGUUCGAUUGUACGCAUUGGAGAUUAUGCAGCUUAUCUCUGGUGGAAGGAGAAAUUCAGAAGUUUCUUCUUCUGAGCCUCCGGUCCGUGUACUGCCUUGGGAAGGUUGGGAUGAUCUGCAGGAAAGUAGAACUGCAAAUCACAACAAAAAUUCUGAUGAUCCAACGGUACGAGAUGCAUCGAGCAAUUUUAAAAAUACCCUGGUAGCCCUUAAAUCAUCUCAGUUGCUUUCAACUAUCUCACUGAACCUAGAAAUUUUGCCGGAAAAUCUUCUUACUGUGGAAUCUGCAGUUUCCAGCUUUCUUAAAUUAUCGGAAUCAGCAACAGCUGAAUCCCAUCUGAAUACAUUGGUGGCUAUGUUGACUGAAUGGGAGGGGCUCUUUAGGAAUGGAAAAGACCAAGAAGAUGAGUUGGCUGCAGAGGUAUCUGAUGCUGGGAACGGCUGGAGCAAUGAUGACUGGGAUGAAGGGUGGGAAAGCUUCCAAGAAGAAUCUAUUGAGAAAGAAACAAAGAAAGAGAAUAGUAGCCUUUAUAUCCAUCCCCUGCAUAUUUGUUGGGCGACGAUCUUCAAGAAAUUGGUGAUGUUAUCCCAACACAGGGACGUAAUGAAAUUGAUCGAUCAAUACUCAGUAAAAAAUUGUGAAAUAUUGCUGCUGGAUGAAGAUGAUGCUUGUGCACUAACUCAAAUUGCACUUGAGGUGGAUUGCUUUCUAGCUCUUCAGAUGGCAUUGAUUCAGCCAUAUACAACAAUACAGCUGCAAUGUUUAGAUGCAGUCGAGAAUAUUCUGAAGGAACGAGGUAUAACAGACAACAACGUUGUCAGGGACCACGAGUUGUUUGUUCUUGUACUAUCUUCAGGGAUCUUAUCAACCAUCAUCACUAAAUCCUCGUAUGGCACUACUUUCUCCUAUCUUUGCUAUAUGGUUGGGAAUUUUUGUCGUCAGUGGCAGGAGGCAGCCCUGCCCAUUGAAGGCGGAAAAAACAGAAAAGAAAGUUUCGAUUUUCUUUUUGUGAAACUUCUCUUUCCAUUUUUCAUAGCAGAGCUUGUGAAGGCAGAGCAACAGAUUCUUGCAGGGUUACUCGUCAACAGAUUCAUGCACACAAACGCUUCACUUAGCUUGAUCAAUAUCUCAGAAGCCAGUCUUAAAAGAUAUUUGGAAAGCCAACUCCAAGUACUAAAAGAAAAGGAGUCGUCCUCUUGGGAAAACGUCGACUUUUGUGGACCUCUGUCGAAUACUCUCGCUAGUCUUGGACCAAAAUUGGUAAAUUUGGUCCAAUCGGCUCUCUCUUUACUUCCAACUAACGUUGUUACAUAA
Molecule: messenger RNA, 7194 nt
Organism: Fraxinus pennsylvanica
Lineage: Eukaryota; Viridiplantae; Streptophyta; Magnoliopsida; Lamiales; Oleaceae
Source: the annotation of a GenBank genome assembly